CGGCCCUUCUGUGUGGGCAGACUCAAGCCAAAGACGAAUCAAAGCAGCGGUAUAUAACGGAGAGGAUAAGCGCUGGGAUAAUCGCGCGUCUUUCUUGAGCCACCAUCAUCAUGUUUUCUGCGUUUCGAAAAGCAGCGACCGAAGUUACAAUAUUUCAUCAUCCUUCCUCGCCUUCGUCCCAGAAGGCUUUGAACAUGCUGAGAUCAGCCGUCUCUGGACCAUACCCUCCCACGAAAUCUACAUCCCCCCCUCUGGAUUUUAAGCUUGAGGUCGUAGAGGCUCCUCCGACACCGGAUCAGCUCAAAACCAUAAUGUCUUAUGUUUCCCCAAAUUCUACUCUUUCUGUUUUCCUUUCUGCUCAUCCUUCUACACCCUCUGGAUCAGAAGCACCUCAGUCAGCAUCUGCAAUACAUAACAUUGCAGCUCAUAACCCAAACGUCAUGAAAUGGCCUAUUGUAGUGGACUGGACAAAAGGAAGAGUCAGUAUCGGCGACGUGGAAGGUGUUCAAAGUAUUUUGGAGACCCUACGGAAGCAGAGAGAUGGCGAACUGCCCCAGGAAGAGGAAGUUGAUCGGCCCAAAGGUUGGUUCUCCUAGUUCCCUCCUACCUUUCGUCCCUGAGGCGUUUCGGGGAAUAGUGUAUUAUUUUUAUAUACAUAGCGCAAACCAAAACGGUUAUUAUAAAUACAAAACAGAAGAUUA
Lentinula edodes (shiitake mushroom) is the source of this 701-nucleotide messenger RNA. RefSeq names its product thioredoxin-like protein. Lineage: Eukaryota; Fungi; Basidiomycota; Agaricomycetes; Agaricales; Omphalotaceae. The record is from RefSeq and is a predicted model, not a curated record. Bases 111 to 596 code for a protein of 161 amino acids. Gene Ontology annotation, cellular component: mitochondrion. Gene Ontology annotation, molecular function: oxidoreductase activity. The transcript has 3 exons.